Messenger RNA from Closterium sp. NIES-67, 995 nucleotides. The record is from the annotation of a GenBank genome assembly. NCBI's taxonomy places the organism in Eukaryota, Viridiplantae, Streptophyta, Zygnematophyceae, Desmidiales, Closteriaceae.
AGUUAACCAUGAACGAAGUUUUUCGACCGCUGCUGGAUAAAUGCGUCAUUGUGUACCUCGACGACAUCCUGAUAUAUAGCACUACCCGGGAAGCACAUUUGAAGGAUUUGGAAGCAGUCUUCUCUCUCCUGCAGCAGCAUCGACUCAUCACCAAGGGUUCUAAGUGCGAGUUUUUGAAACAAGAACUGGAGUUUUUGGGACACGUUAUUUCCAUCGACGGUGUUAAAAUCGACCCGAAAAAAAUCGCGACCAUACAAGACUGGAAGCCGCCGGCUAAUCUCCGCGAACUUCAAAGUUUCCUGGGGUUUGUGAAUUACGUUCGCCGGUUCAUCCCGAACAUGGCGGGGGUAACUUCCCCUCUUACGGAUCUUCUGAAGAAAGGCAAGUUUUAUGAGUGGGGGGGAGAGCAGCAGGCUGCGUUCGACCAACUCAAACUUUUCCUGACAACACCUCAUGUUCUUCGCAUUGCAGAUCCUCACCGUCCGUUCAAACUCAUCACCGACGCUAGCCACCUGGCUGUUGGCGCAGUACUGUUACAGGACUUCGGCGAAGGCCUCCAACCCAUCGCCUACAAGUCACGAAAGCUGAAUCCGGCCGAGCGAAAUUAUCUCGUCCACGACAAGGAGUUACUCGCCAUCGUUCACGCGUUCAAGGUUUGGCGCUGCUACCUGACGGGCGCUGAUGUGACAGUCCGAACAGACCACAAAUCGCUACAGUUCAUCCAUGCCCAACCGGCACUCAACCCCCGACAGAUUCGCUGGCUCGAUUAUCUCGAGUCGAAUUUCCACUACAGAGUCACCUACAAACGAGGGGCCAGCAACAUCGCCGACGCACUGACCCGCCCUUCAGUCCAUACCGCCGCUGUCCUAAUCACCCAAACCAAUCCGCUGCUAACUGGACUAUUUACCCACGGAUACAGUACCAACCCAUUCUUCACGACUAACAGUCAUCCCCAACUGACAGUCAAGUAGGGGGCUUAUUACCUAAAAUCCGGU